AUGGCUUUACGUACUCAUUUUGAGGGCGUUAGUGAUAUCGGUGUGUUUUCCAAACUUACAAAUAACUACUGCUUGGUUUCUGUUGGGAGUUCCGAAAACUCUAACAGUGUAUUCAGAGAUGAACUUCCAGAAAACUUUCCUGUCAUUGAUACAACGAUUGCUGGUAUUCGAGCUGUUGGGAGAAUGACUGUAGGCAAUACUCAUGGUCUCCUUGUUCCACACUCAACAACUGAUCAAGAACUGAUUCAUUUGACAAAUUCUGUGCCAGACAAAGUGAAGGUAGUGCGCGUUGAAGAACGCCUAUCAGCUCUUGGGAAUAUAAUUGCUUGCAAUGAUUAUGUAGCCCUCGUUCGUCCAGACCUAGAUAAAGAGACUGUGGAAUUGGUCAGCGACGUGUUGAAUGUUGAGGUUUUUUGUGAAGUCAUUGCAAAUCAUCUACUCGUCGGAACAUAUUGCGUGCUGACAAACCAAGGUGGACUUGUUCAUCCUAAAGUUACAGUUGACGAAUUAGAUCAGUUGAGUAGUCUUCUCCAUCUUCCACUGACUGCUGGGACCGUAAACCAAGGAAGUACACUUAUUGCAGCUGGACUUGUGGUCAACGAUUGGGCAGGAUUUUGUGGUCAGAAAACGACAAGCACAGAAAUUCAGGUGAUUGAGUCAAUAUUUAAAUUAGAUGGUGAAAUGAACGUACUUGUCGCGGAUUCAAUGCACGAUGCCUUGGUCGAAAGCCUUAGCUGA
Messenger RNA from Schistosoma spindalis, 738 nucleotides. NCBI's taxonomy places the organism in Eukaryota, Metazoa, Platyhelminthes, Trematoda, Strigeidida, Schistosomatidae. The record is from the annotation of a GenBank genome assembly.